Molecule: messenger RNA, 1434 nt
Organism: Dama dama (fallow deer)
Lineage: Eukaryota; Metazoa; Chordata; Mammalia; Artiodactyla; Cervidae
Product: cytoplasmic protein NCK2-like
Exons: 1
Coding region: 210-1340 (376 amino acids)
Biological process (GO): negative regulation of PERK-mediated unfolded protein response; positive regulation of endoplasmic reticulum stress-induced intrinsic apoptotic signaling pathway; positive regulation of translation in response to endoplasmic reticulum stress
Molecular function (GO): protein binding
Source: RefSeq, a predicted model, not a curated record
GCAGCACGCGAGAUUUCCUACGUUCCUUUUCUUCUAGCAACUUCCUGGAUCGUCACUCUCUGCUGAGAUUUGAGUUAGAUAGGAGAAUUUGGAGAACUCUGGCAGCUUGGUGACUUCAGGUGCAGUCAGCUGGGGAACUCACCCUUUGAGGAGCUCUGCGUUGCGUGUCACCUCUUGUAACUGGGCGCCGAAGAAGGACUCCAUGAAAGAUGACAGAGGAGGUCAUCGUCAUAGCCAAGUGGGACUACACAGCCCAGCAGGAUCAGGAGCUGGACAUCAAGAAGAACGAGCGCCUGUGGCUACUGGACGACUCCAAGACGUGGUGGCGGGUGCGCAAUGCAGCCAACCGGACAGGCUAUGUGCCGUCCGAUUACGUGGAGAGGAAGAACAGCCUGAAGAAGGGCUCCCUGGUGAAGAACAUCAGGGACACGCUUGGCCUCGGAAGGACCCGCCGGAAGACGAGCGCACGCGAUGCAUCCCCCACGCCCAGCACGGACGCGGAGUUCCCCGCCAACGGCAGCGGCGCAGACCGCAUCUACGACCUCAGCAUCCCCGCCGUGGUCAAGUUCGCGUAUGCAGCAGAGCGCGAGGAUGAGCUGUCGCUGGUGAAGGGCUCGCGCGUCACCGUCAUGGAGAAGUGCAGCGACGGCUGGUGGCGGGGCAGCUACAACGGCCAGGUGGGCUGGUUCCCGUCCAACUACGUGCUGGAGGAGCUGGACGAGGCAGCCGGCGACGCGCCCGGGGGCUCGAGCCUGCGGCCCGGCGCCACGCUCAGCAAUGGGCAGGGCGCGCGGGCGCUGCAGGUGGUGCAGACACUGUACCCUUUCAGCUCGGUCACCGAGGAGGAGCUCAACUUCGACAAGGGCGAGACCAUGGAGGUGAUCGAGAAGCCCGAGAACGACCCCGAGUGGUGGCGCUGCCGCAACGCGCGUGGCCAGGUCGGCCUGGUACCCAAGAACUACGUGGUGGUGCUCAGCGAGGGCCCGGCCCCGCGCGCUGGCUCCGGACCCACGGAGCCUGCUCGUGCCGGCCGGUUCGCAGGCCGCGAGUGGUACUACGGGAACGUCACUCGCCACCAGGCCGAGUGCGCACUCAACGCGCGGGGCGUUCAGGGCGACUUCCUUGUGCGGGACAGCGAGUCCUCGCCCCGUGACUUCUCCGUGUCUCUCAAAGCAUCAGGGAAGAACAAGCAUUUCAAGGUUCAGCUGGUGGACAACGUCUACUGCAUUGGGCAGCGGCGCUUCCACACCAUGGACGAGCUGGUGGAGCACUACAAGAAGGCCCCCAUCUUCACCAGCGAGCACGGGGAGAAGCUCUACCUCGUCCGGGCGCUGCAGUGAUGCCCUGGGAAGGCGCCCUGGCUGGGCUCUCUUGCAGACCCCGUUCUCUCCGCCUGGUCCCUUCUUUGUCCAGGUCGGUUAUUUGCCACCUGCC